GUGAUCCCCUUUAGAAAGUCUCUGGCAUUAUGUCAGGAGUAAAGAAACUUGUGAAACCCCAUGGCUUCUGCAGGACAACUCUCUAUCGGGGAAGAAAGGCUCAGGUCAAGACUAAUGUCUUCUGAAGACUUAGCAGAGAUCCCUCAACUCCAAAAGCUGUCCAUCCCACAUGGCUUCCAGAACAAGGAGGCUGCUAACUCCCCAACACCAUCCAUCACCCUUAGCCAGGUGCCCGACCUCCAGCCUGGGUCCCAGCUGUUUACUGAGAUACGCCUGGCCGAGAUAGAGAAGAUGCUUGAGGAGGACAUCAACUCGACUGGAGCCCUGGGCAUGGACGCCUUCAUCAAGGCCAUGAGGAAGGUUCUGAGCAGUGUGUCAGACGAGAUGCUAGAGGAGCUGUUUUUGAAGGUGGACUCGGACGGUGAAGGCUUUGUCACCUGGCAAAAGUAUGUGGAUUACAUGAUGCGUGAGUUCCAGGGAAAAGAGGACAUGCGAAAGAGCCAGUACCGCCUGCACUUCUACCUUCCCAUGACGGUCGUCCCCCUGAACCAUGGCUGUGAGGUGGUGAAGGUGGUGUUUUUAAGCCACCAGUUCAAGAAGAUUGGGUGUUUCCUGACUGUCACCAAAGACGGAAUCCUGCAGUUCUGGUCUGAGUCCUUCUCGCUGAUCAGCUCCUUCAGGCUUAACCAGACCCAGCAGCUCCACAACCAGCCGAUGUGGGUCGUUGACAUGGUAUGUCUGCACAAUAUGAACCUUGUUGCAGUUGCGUCUACCAAGCAAAAGAUAGAUUUCUUUGAUAUUAGUGACCACAAAUGUGUCCGAGCCUUCACCUUUACUGAUCUGGACAGCUGUGCCCUGGUCAUGGACUACUGGUCUGACUAUCACAGAGGUGUGUUCUGCUAUGGGGACGCCAAAGGCAACGUCAUUGUCUUCACCUCCGAAAACAUGACCAGUGGGCUGUUCAACCCCCGUAUCCUCCCCAGGGCCUCCAAGUGGGAUCACUGGAUCAAAGUUUCCUUGCAGAAACUCUUAAAUGAGAAGUCUGCUUUGCAUAGAAGCUACCGGCUGAAGGCUCUCCAUCCCAACUGGUGUCAGCAGGUCAAGUUCAUCCCCCAGAUGAACGUGGUGGUGUCCUGUUCGGCCAUCGAGAAGUCCUUUCUGGUGCUGACGAUAUUGCCAGCCAAAGCCUCUGAGAAACCCAGGUUGUCAGUGCUGCAUUUAAGGAAAGGGAUUCUUUGCUUUGAUUACUGCCCGGACAGGAACUUCCUGGUGACUGGUGGCUACGAUGCCUUCAUCCACCUGUGGAACCCCUUUGUCUCAAAGAGGCCUGUGUGGCUGAUGAAGGGACAUCAGACCUCAGUGACGCACAUCCUCGUGGACAGCAGGAACAACAGCAUCCUCAUCAGUGUCUCCAAGGACAAGAAUAUUCGCGUGUGGGACAUGCUGGACUACAUAUGCCUCCAGUCCUUCUGCGGGAAGUUUUUUGCUCUGGGAAACUGCCCCAUCACCAGUGCUUACUUCUUGGUGAAGGACAAUACCCUCAUCUGCAGCACCUACUCAAUCGGGAUCCUAAAAGGGUACUUAGAGGCCCAGGGGCCUAUCAAAGCAAGGAAGAGGACCACUCAUUGCUCACCCCUGUGUGCUGUCCUCUACAGCAAGAUCUUUAAGCAGGUGGUGAGUGGCUGCCUGCGUGGCACAGUGAGUGUGUGGGAGGUCGUGACGGGCAGGAAGACGAUGGAGUUCUCUGUGUCUGGGGGCCAGCACGUGGAGAUGACCGCCAUGGCCCUGGAUGAGUCCGAGCGGUGCCUGCUCACAGGUUUGCGGGAUGGCACAAUGAAGAUGUGGAACUACAACGUUGGCAAAUGCCUGUUGACCUUUCCCAAUCCGGAACAGCUGGAGAUUAGUGGGAUUAUCCAUAUGAACAAAGUGUUCUAUGUGACAGGAUGGAGUAAGAGAAUCACUCAUUUCCUGUUCCACAAGACCAAGCCGGUGCCCUUGUGCUACCACUGGCAGACCUACCACACGGAGGACAUCCUGAGCAUGGCCAAGUACCAGAACCAGUUCCUUGGGACUUCCUCCUACAGUGGGGACAUCCUCUUCUGGAACACUGGCACACUCAAGCCCAUCUUCAACUUCAAUGCCUCUAGGAGCCCCUUGCCCUUGCAGCCCAAGAGGGUGCAAGAUGUGAACAACUGCCUGGCUGAGAGCCACAGGCCCAGCAGACCCUGUGUGGAGCGGGAGAAGUGGGCAUACAAGACCUCCAGGAAGCUUUCCAGUCUCACCCCCGAGUCUGUGGCCAAUACCAACCUGAGGCGGAGCCUGGUGUCGGCUCCCCCAGUGAUGCGGUGCCCGAGAGACAAGGAGCCAGACAGGCCUGUGCCCCAGCAGAAACCUUCCAGUGCUUCUGGCACAUCCGGGCAGUCAAGCAAGAUCCACAGCAAACAGUCCAUUUACAAAGAGGAUGAAACGAGAAAAGGAGAAUUGCAGAAGAAUAUGUUGGUUCAAUCCAAUGCCUCGGUGGAGAAGAUAAUCUUCCUGCAGACCAGGCCUCGCCUGCCACACACGGCUGCCCUGCUGAGCAGCUGCAUGGAUGGCUACAUCUACGCCUGAUCCCUCCAUGGGAACGGAGGGCUGCUGGGGAAGUUCCCUGUGGACCUAGAUGAUGGGGAUGUUGUCGUAGGUGCCAUGGCCACUGAUAAAAAUGACUGGAUCCUCAUCACGGGGGAUUGUAAAGGAUACAUCAAGAUCUGGGACAUCAAGGAUUACUGCACAUUGACUGGUAAACAGCCAUUCCAAUCCAGUGGGGCCAAGGUUGUCUCUGAAGCACACAACAAGUUCCGGUUGUUAAUUCCUCAGCAGCUGGGGACCAGCUUCCCACAUUACAUUCCCUUGGAGGAUAAAGAGGUUGUGGCUGGCCAUACCAUUUCCCUGGUUCCCCCCACACUCCUGAUUACCUGGAAGGGCCAUCUGGAUAGUGUGGCAGACAUCCUGUAUGUGGACAACUUCCAGCUGGUUAUCAGCGCUGGCCAGGACCAGGAUGUCAAGGCUUGGAAACUCUCCGGUGAUGCCAUUGGAACGUUUGGCCUGAGUGUGUGGAAAAGACUACAGGAUGCCCGUGAUGGUCCUCAUGAAAACAGAGCAAGCUUAGAGGAAGAGGGUGACUCCACUGGCACCACCCAGGCCUUACAUCUGGAGCUGCAGGAGCAGCGGGAUCUGGCUGAGGCCCUGAUAUACCAGCGGCGGGAGCAGGCAGUGCUGAUGGCCCUCCUGCAUGGGAAGGCAGAUAAGGAGGCAGACGCUUGGGCCAAGCUGCAGAAGAUGGCCCUGAUGUCCCCGUGGGCCGGAGAGCACCCCCUGGAAGACAUUGAGGACAGCUGGAACAAGUGGGAGUCCAGGGACAAGCAGGUGAGCAAAGUCUUGGGAGUGGAGUAUAAGCCCAAGGAACGCUUGCGGAAUACCAGGUUCCUGUCCACCAGGGUGCCGUAUGGCUGGAUGAAGCAUAAGAUCUCGCCUCAGGUCUACCAAAGCCUGCACUUCAGUGAUCUGACGCCCACUCAGCAGCCUGACUUCCCGACCAGCAGGGGCCCAGACCAGCAAGACCAGCACGUCUGCCUGGUGGCCCACCAUGUCCAGAAGGACCUGGUGCCCAGCAGGGAGCAGGCUGUGCUGGAUACCAUGGACAGCACACCGGCGACCCCCUCCUCCCCAUCUUCCUUGUUAUCUGUCACUGCCUCAGCCUCUAGGCUGCUGGACUCCAGCUUGCCCACCUUCCUGAGGCCCCAGUUCUCCUUCUUGCUGCGGCCCCAGUCGGCCUCCACGGCCCAUUCCACCCCCUCGGUCCCAUCCCCGGUGUCCAAGUCCACCCUGCAGAGGUCAGUGACCCCCAGGCACAUUGUCUCCUUCGAGCGGCCCCCAAGGCCUCUGAAGGCCACCUUCAUGUCCUCUGUGAAGGGGGGCUCCCACGUCAGGUUCUGAGGUGCUCCACUGUCUUCUCUAGUCCUCCAGCAGGGCAACCAGGCCCAUGGCGGUCCUGCAUGUUCCUGGCUUAUUCCCUACCAGACCCAGAGGAUGUGGCCCUUCCCCCAGCCACCCCACUCGGCCUCUCUGGGGAAGUCCACCUGUCUCCUAAUCUUGUCUUCUCUCUGGCCCUGCACAGAGCCCUGGGGCAGAAAAUAAAUGUUCUCAGCUGUGGGCAUCCACAGGUGAUGAGGUUGGGCUGUGUGUUCCCUGCCCCCUUAGGUUCUUCCUUAUCUGAUACCGGUCAC
Molecule: messenger RNA, 4265 nt
Organism: Symphalangus syndactylus (siamang)
Lineage: Eukaryota; Metazoa; Chordata; Mammalia; Primates; Hylobatidae
Gene: EFCAB8
Product: EF-hand calcium binding domain 8
Molecular function (GO): protein binding; calcium ion binding
Source: RefSeq, a predicted model, not a curated record